Messenger RNA from Branchiostoma floridae (Florida lancelet), 1864 nucleotides. RefSeq names its product alpha-N-acetylgalactosamine-specific lectin-like. The transcript has 2 exons. Lineage: Eukaryota; Metazoa; Chordata; Leptocardii; Amphioxiformes; Branchiostomatidae. The record is from RefSeq and is a predicted model, not a curated record. The annotation marks the transcript as partial.
GCUGUCCCCAUGGAUACAGGGCACAUAGGGAUGACUGCUACCGCUUCUAUGGCGGGAAGAACGCUCAGAACUACAGCGGUGCCAGGCAGGUGUGUCAGGAGAACGGAGGGGACAUCUACAUGUGGAGGGGCGCCGCUGCUGUCGCUAGACUCAAGAGGAGACUGAAAAGCGAUCACUCCCCAAGUCUGUGGGUAGGCCUGAGUGAUGCGGACCUGGAGGAAACCUUCCUGUGGGCUGACGGCCUGGCUUUGGACGGGAACGACUUCACCGACUGGUCUUGGGACCAACCGCACAACACGGCUGAGAAGGACUGCGUCGUCGCACGGAGGGUCCACCGGUACCGCUGGAAGGUCGUGCCCUGCAGCUACAGGAGGGCCUUCAUCUGUCAAUCACCACGGGCUCCGUGAGACAGGCGUGGCCUAGCCUCAGCAGUCCCAUUCUUUCUUUCUUUCUGUAGGUCGCCCUUUUCUUGCAGAUACUUUUAGUAUGCCUUUACCCAAAGAAUAGAAGACUGAACUUUGGAAUACGAUUGGAUUGGUAUUCGAAACAACUGGCUUUUGUUUUAUCUUUAAGUUUACUGGAAGCCUACCGAUCGAUACAUGUAGAGCCGAAAGGAACCCAGACCCUCAGUAAUGAACAAAACGUAGGUCAGUAUAAGAUAUAAGCUUAUAGACACACAUAGUUCUUCAGUUCACAGUCUGUUUUGUUGUGCUUUGUUGGUUAGGCCUAGGGAUCAAGGUGUAAUAAACACUAUAUAUGCACACCACAAGGAAAUAAAUCUGAUAGAGCGAACUAGUCUAUAUGCUAAAUUGUCAGAGUUUUGGACUAUAGCAGUGCCGUCAACGUCUAGGUAAAACCUCUAACUAGAUUGAAUUCUUUCUACUUAGAUAUUCUUGAUUUCACUGAGUUGUAACAUCAUUAGACAUUCAUAUACAGUGAUAAUAGCCAAUCUCCAAGCAGAUAUAGGAUACAGCUCAGUCUCCUUCGUCUUCCACUCUUCUCUUCUCCAUCUUCACCCUCUCUGCUAACUCAGUUUCACUGUGUGUUAUAAACGCGUGUUUUGUACGUCUCUACGCAGAAAGCACAUAGGUCUAUCUACAUCUGCUUGGAGAUUAAUAAUAUGCAGCUGGUCUGUUCUGUCCUUUCCAAUACUCAGAUAUCAUUGCAAUGUGACAUUGCUGUGCUUGUUUGAAUUAGUGCGAAGUAUUAAUUUAAAAGUAUAUUUUUGGUGUGAGAUCAGAAGCAUCAUAUACAUGUAGAAAUUCUUAUAGAUCUAAGAUACAAACAUAAACUUGUGUAGUUUUCCUAGAGUCGACAUAUUUGAUCUAAAGGUGUAAGAUUUAAGUGUAAUAUGCGUAUUGGAAGGUGGUGUAAUUUUAGGUAUGAGGCAUUAUCAUAGAUUUAAGAUAAAGAUAAAACUCUUUGGAAUUUUCGUAUAACCUGCAUAUAGUCGGCAUAUUUACUGGAACCCGUGUCCAAAACUCUUUGGAAUUUUCGUAUAACCUGCAUAUAGUCGGCAUAUUUACUGGACACGGGUAAAAAUAGAAACAUCAUAUAAUUGUGUAGAAAUGAUCCGAGAUAUAUAGAUAGAAAAGUAGACAUAUGUAGCAAUUACAUAACAUAUCAGCGCAUACUAAGUGUAAGUGAAGUUUGAUUAUAUUGCAGUGCUAAUUCUAAAUUGGAGAUAACCCUAUGUAGUGGACAAUCAUAAAGUCGGUGUGUUGAUAUAAUGUAGCAUGCACGGUUUGAACUACAUUUAUGCUUUGCAUUGCUUCAAAAGACGUUGGAAUCUUUUGGAGAUUUUGUUUCUGGUAUCUGCAAUAAAUUCUUUAAAAAAAAACACAAAUACUGGUUUAUAUCUUUU